Molecule: messenger RNA, 258 nt
Organism: Triticum turgidum subsp. durum (durum wheat)
Lineage: Eukaryota; Viridiplantae; Streptophyta; Magnoliopsida; Poales; Poaceae
Source: the annotation of a GenBank genome assembly
AUGAGCAAAGCGUUGAGUCUGAGAUAUCAGGGUCUGUCCACAUACGAAAAAGAAUAUCUGGCAAUCAUCGUGGCCGUAGAUCAAUGGCGCCCUUAUUUGCAAAACGCAGAAUUUGUCAUAUAUACAGAUCAGAAGAGCCUCACUCACCUGGAGGAACAGCGGCUGAACACACCAUGGCAACAGAAAGCUUUUACCAAGCUGUUGGGACUCCAGUAUCGCAUCAAGUACAAGAAGGGAUCUGAAAACAACGGCGCAUAA